Dalotia coriaria is the source of this 1184-nucleotide messenger RNA. RefSeq names its product enoyl-CoA delta isomerase 1, mitochondrial-like. Gene Ontology annotation, biological process: fatty acid beta-oxidation. Gene Ontology annotation, cellular component: mitochondrion. The transcript is spliced from 3 exons. The record is from RefSeq and is a predicted model, not a curated record. Lineage: Eukaryota; Metazoa; Arthropoda; Insecta; Coleoptera; Staphylinidae. The coding region runs from base 145 to 981 and encodes 278 amino acids.
ACUUCGAAGCUAGCGCAAAGUGCACAUAGAUAGACAGGUUCUCAAGUGCAUACAAGUUUUAACCUCCAUUUUAAAACUUUAAAAACAAGUUAUUUAUCCGCUUUCUACGGUAAAUUUAUAACAAGAUCCUGAAUAUAAUACAAAAUGUUGAAGUCUGUUCGAAAAAUCGCUCCGCUUUACAAUGGAUUCCAACAUAUUCGGAAUUCUUCUAAAUUUGUGGAUAUUGCAGUUAGCAAUCAAGGAAUUGCAACUGUUACAAUGCAAAGAAAGCCGGUAAACAGCCUGAAUCUUGAACUGCUCACUCAGUUACAUGAAGCUUUUGAACAAGUAGAGAAUGACAAUGCCAAGGGAAUGAUUUUAACUUCAGGUUCAGAUACAGUCUUCUCUGCUGGUUUAGACAUUAUGGAGAUGUACAAACCAGACCAGGAAAGAGUCAAAAACUUCUGGUCCACUUUGCAAGACACUUGGUUGAAACUCUAUGGUCUUAGCACACCUACAUGUGCUGUUAUCAAUGGACACUCUCCAGCUGGUGGUUGUCUGCUUGCAAUGAGCUGUGAAUACAGAAUUAUGUCACAAAACUUCACAAUUGGCUUAAAUGAAACAAAGCUUGGCAUUGUUGCACCUGAAUGGUUUAUUGCUUCCAUGAGAAACACAAUUUCAAACAGAGAGACUGAGCUAGCUUUAACUGCUGGCAGACUGUUUACAACUGAUGAAGCUUUGAAAAUUGGCCUUAUUGAUGAAGUGGCUACAAGCAAAGAGGAUGGAAUUGCAAAGAGUGCUAAUUUCUUUAAGAUGUUUGCUAAAGUUAAUCCUCUUGCAAGACAGAUGACUAAGACUGUUUGCAGGAAGAAGGAUUUACAACAAUUAAUUGAUAACAAAGAAGAAGAUCUUCAACAAUUCUUAUUCUUUGUCAAUCAACCAUUGGUCCAGAAAGGUUUGGAUAUGUACAUUGAGGCUUUGAAGAAAAAGGCGAAGAAUUAAACAGAUAAGAACAUUUAAUUUCUAUUUUCUACAAAUCAAUUGUAAUUUCUUGAAGGACAACUUCUUUCUUAAAGUCUUCUCUUUGUAUGUCAAGGUAAUGCGUGAUUUCCAGAACUUUUGCUCGGUUACGUGUUAUUUCAUUUCUAAAAGUGCAACAAAUUAAUAUUUUAAUUCUAAAUAAAUACAAAUUUAUUACUUUUGUA